AUGGGAACAACAGUUACAUCGGGAUAUGAUAAACAAAAACACGACAAAUUCAUGGAAAAAGUACAAAGUGAAACAUCAACACGUCUUGGAGGCGAUCCAAGUAUCAAGGAUUUGAAUGCAUGGGCCAAGACAGUGUCUGACAAUCCAGUAGUAUCAAAAUUUAGCAUGAAAUUUAUUGUUGAUUUGCUCAAUACACAACGAUUUCCGUCGGAUACACAUAUUGCAGACAAAGCAAAAUUGAUUAAAACGGCACCAGCCAAAGGAUGUCCAAUUGGCUACAUAAAAUUUUCAAACUGGCGUCGUUGCUAUAAACAAGUUGAUUCUUUGGUUGAUUUAUGGGGAACCUUAUGUGGUUUUGAUACUGCUGGAUAUAUACCACGAAUACAAGUACCAUGCGGAGGAAUGUACGCAUCUAUGAACAAAUGUCCCGCAAAUUUUCAAUUAUCAUCUGCCACUCUUGGACGUUGUUACAAAAUAUAA
Messenger RNA from Rotaria sp. Silwood1, 480 nucleotides. The record is from the annotation of a GenBank genome assembly. Lineage: Eukaryota; Metazoa; Rotifera; Eurotatoria; Philodinida; Philodinidae.